Molecule: messenger RNA, 6513 nt
Organism: Acanthaster planci (crown-of-thorns starfish)
Lineage: Eukaryota; Metazoa; Echinodermata; Asteroidea; Valvatida; Acanthasteridae
Biological process (GO): N-glycan processing
Cellular component (GO): glucosidase II complex
Molecular function (GO): protein binding
Source: RefSeq, a predicted model, not a curated record
UAUAACAACAUGUUACAACGAGAGUUGACUGUACAGGUACAUGGUACGAUACUUCAUACAGUUUAUGCAUGCAAUGUCACUAAAAAAUUAGCAGUUUUUAUUUUGUACAGUUAGUAACCGUUUAAGGGUUUACAUGUAACUGCAUAUUUUAUUGUAUAAAAACAAUCUAGCAACAGCUAAAUCAAAGAUUCAUGUACACAAGUAUAAUUUAUCCGAAUGGAACUGACAAUGGCCACUUAAUCAGAUCUGUAUUUGUUCAGUUGUGUCUGAAAACAGAACAGGUCAAUCAGAAAAAGUACCUCAAAAUGACUGACAAGUGCAUGCACCAACUCAUUUGCAUUGCCAAGAUGGUACGGGCAAAUUGCUCCGGAUUUGCUCCAAUCUUAAAGCAAUGCCGAUCUUGAAAUUGCCCUGGACUAGCCAGCUUGUCUCAUCGGCCAUAUGGGUUUCCCAUACUGAAUGGUGCUUCAAGAAGCAGACACUGGAAUCAAAGACAUCAGGGUGACGACCACAUAAACCCAUGUUAAAGGGUCUGAUGCACAUCCAUAUGUAUGCAAAAACACACAUAUACAUGUACAAUGUACAUGCCUAUACAUACAGUACUCAUAAAUAUGGGUAGGCCUUCAGCGCAUUAAGGGGCAAAUUUCUUUUGUUUUGAGCAACGUUGCAGGGCCAUUUCUCUGUCCAAAACUUGUCGGCCCCCAUAAAAUGUAACGACAAGAGUAUGUCCCCACAACUACCGGUACAGAACAAGUCCAUGUACUGGUAAAUGUGCACAAGUAUAUUGUACACACAUGAACGUGGACGCACACACGUACAUGUACAUGCUCCGUGGUUCUGGGAACAAACACAUGACACUUCACUCAUUUUGUGUGGACCAAAAACAUUAUGUGGACAGAGAAAUGUCCCCACAACUCCGUCCUAAUUUGCCAAACAAAAGACACUGUGCCCUUAUCCCAGUGAAGGCCUACCCAUCAUGUUUAUAGUGUACAUACAAACAUGUUUACUGUAAAGACCACAAACAAAGUACUGCUCCUACUUUUUUGUAAUGUACAUGUCACAUUAACUUGGUCCACAUUUUUCCAACAAUCCUAAUCUUUACAACAUUGUGAAAAUUCUGACAAGGCGUGUUAAACAGUGUUCAAACAAAAAAUCUGUUGAAAAACAUGUAGACAUUCACUUGGCGCAUCUAGAGAACGGGCCAAAAAACAAAAUCCUACAUAAAAAUUUAGGUGUGAGAAUUAUGACAUGUACUAAAUUAAAAAAGAAUGGUAAGCUCUUGGCCAUUACUGAAAAGGAGGGGACCCUGCAGGAGGUUUUUUUUUUUACAAUUUCCAAUUUUAGCAGCUUCUCGGGGUUGUACUGAUAUAUAAUUAGUGGUUUUCAAAGUGAGUCAACACUACUUAACUACCGGUAGCAUCCAAGUGUCAACCGCAAGGACUAAAAUACAUGUAUGCCAAUCAAAAUCAAAUCCUGUGUUUUCUCUCAAAAUAUUACCCUCUCUUUAAGAGAUUUGAAGGUGCACUCUGAUUUCUGGCCAAACCACUGCAAUAACAGUAUCGAGUGGCUCGGUAUUCAUACGCACGUACACCUACACAAAAAUGACAGUUCCUCUUCAAUUUGUCCAAGGAAAGGCAAUGAGGCAAAUAAAAAAGAAAGAAAGGCGGAAUCCAAUAUAGAGUCUCUACAGAUUCUGCGUAACUUGACACCGGGGGGAGGGGUGUGGUGUAGCACUGUGUGGUAAUAAAUAGGUCACCUACGCAUUGUGCACACAAAAAAAUAUCCCUUGACAUACAGCUCUAUACUGAGCGGGUUUCAGCGACAGGUUUUGCACUUGGCAUAUUCUUGCCAUUUCUCCAUCCGUUGCAGCCCCAUCUCUAGUUACAGACAAAGAUCUCUCUUCUAUCUCUGUCUUUUUCCAUUCUUGACUCCCCCCUCUUCCCUAUGCUGAUUCUUUCCUUGAAACACUUCUGCAUGCACAGUUGGCUAAUAUUUGUGCAGGGAACUUGUGUCGGUACCCCAUGAGGCUACAUCCACCAGCAGGCGUACGCCGGGUUGCUUGAGACGAAACUGGAGACACAGGAAGGACGACAUCAAUUUUCCGUGUUAGGUGGGCUGAGACGGUGAAGUGAAGAUUUUGAGGCUUGGCCGAGGAACAAAAAAAGUUUUGAAAGAAGACAUGUUGAUCCCGCGGUUGGUGCGGCGGCGCAAGACGUGGCUGUUCUGCAUUCUGGCCCUUGCCUGCGUCUGCUUUUUCUUCCAGUUCAUGGGCCUGCACAUCCUCAGCUCGGGUGCCAGCCAGAAGGAGCAGUCGUGGUACCAGCGGAACAAACCCCACGCUCAGGCCCGGCCGAUUAUCAUCGGGGUCCGGCCCAGCGACCUACCCCUCUACCAGCCGGACGUGUUCGGCCGCGUCUUCUGCCUGGACUUCUCCGGCAAAAUACCAUUGUCCAAGGUGAAUGAUGAUUACUGUGACUGUCCGGGCGAUGGGUCAGAUGAACCAGGAACUGAUGCCUGUCCCAAUGGAAGAUUUUACUGCCUUCAUGAGAAGCGGUUCAUCCCAUCCGGGAAAGUGAAUGAUGGGAUGUGCGAUUGCUGCGAUGGAAGCGAAGAAUGGAACCAAACAGUCAGCUUACAGAAAGUCAAAGAUCUUCCUGAGAGCAAGCAUGUGAGGCAUGCUCCAUGCAGCAACGCCUGCCCUGGGAUCUCCGAUCGGAUCGUUGAAGAGGAGGGUCUGAAGCGGCUGGGUGCACGCUUGAAGCGGCAGUACCUCCUGGCUGGCAAGGACCACAAAAGGGAUAUCUAUGGUGAGAAUGGGGAAUACCACCUAUUAAGCCGGACAUGUUAUAACCAUUUUGAGGAUCACGCCCACUACACCGUGUGCCCAUUCAGGCACAUUGUCCAGGAGAAGGGCGACCACUCAUUCUUCAUUGGCAAGCAGCCGGUCUGGAGCGAGGAAGCCAAAGCUGAUGGGAAUGACAUCCUGGUCAUGCAGGACGGCGACAAGAGGAGUUGUCCUAACGAUACCAAAAGAAAGACAUAUCUUCAUUUUGUGUGUGGACUGAGAGACGAAGUCGUCAGUGUUAGGGAAACUGAGAAAUGCAUUUAUUCCUUAAGGUUCUUGACUCCAGCUGCAUGCUGAGAUUGGGACGAUAGCUGCAGAAAUAAUCUCAGGCUUCGAGAAGUUGCAAAAGGUGGCUCACCUACUCCGAACUAUUGCAGCAGAGUGAGGCAGGAAUACAGACCAAAUAACAAUUCAUCUGGAGACCGGACUUCAAUUUAUACUUGAUUUUAAAGACAUUCAGCAUCGCCACCCUUUCUGAAAUUGUACGUGUGGUGUCAGGUAUGUGCCUGCACAGUAGACAUGUACGUUCACCGUAGAUUGACACUUGGGAAAACAGUGCCUAUUUGUGCACAUCUUGAUGCUGGAAUGUGAUGACCCAGCAUCGGACAUCGUAGUGCCAACUUUGUGCUGGCUAAUAUCAGACCCUACAUCUGAGUGUAUGUCUGCAAAAACUGGUUGAGCAUGGAGUACCUCGCGCAUCUGUGACAAGUGACUGCAUGUACUAGCCAAUGGCUCCCCUGCAUUGACGUUCCUCUGCUUACGCUGCACAGCCACCACCUACUAAGCUAAUCCUGCCCCGUUCCUACUCCCCUGGGCAUCAGGCGGUCACAACUAAAGCUUUGUGAAGACAAGCUUAGGCAACUGAUGUCUAAGAUAUCUACGUAGUUUGGACUACCCAGAUUGGGGAACGGGCAUCACACUUUUCGGUUGUUGCCAAGUAAUUUGGAUGCCUUAGAGGCCAUGAUGACUUACAGUUGACAAGCAGCUGCCAUUGCUUGAAACCAGAAGCAAUGGAACUGCCCGCUCUUGGCCAACAGUAGGAAGUUUACAUGUAUUGGAGGAGAUGCAAAGUUGAAAGAAAGAAUGAUGGAAACCACAUAAGUAACAGAUCUUACAUGGGAGGUGAAGUUAACUGUUUAUUUCAAGUGAAUUUUGUCACUUGGAUGUGUUCAAACUGCAUUUAUGGUGCCGUUGUUUGUAAACAGGGAUUGAAGAAGUAUAGUUUUUAUUCUACGCAGGUUUGGAUGAGAAACCUAAACCUUGUUAAAGGCUUAAAAGUUUUAGGGGGCAGGAAAAUAAUCCAGUUUUGAGGAACUUAUUCUCAGUAGGGGAAGGGGAUAAAAUUGAAGAGGGACAUUUAAGAAUGGUUAAUUUAUGCCGGCCAGAGUACUGAACAAGAGGGAGGUAGCGUAUUUUCACAAGAGCUAAGUUUCCAUCGUCUGUUUUCAAUCAUCUCCCUCCAGAUUUACCCACAGUGUAUUCCACUUCAUUGGUGUGUGAUGGGCAGCAUGUGCUAUUAACAUGAUGAGUGAUAAAUCUUUUGUAAAAUUUGGGGCUUACAUUUCAAAGAGUUUGGAGAAAAAGCAUUCAACACACCCAGCCCACAACUCUAUUUAGUUUAACCUGGAAAGACGCGGUUCCACCUUGAAAGAGUAAGAACUUUAGUUUGUUAAUACUGUACUUUCUCGAGGGGAAAUCGGUUCUGCCCUGUUAGGACAUCAGUUGAGUACAUUUAUGGGGAAUAUACAUUGUAGGCUGGACCCAUUUUUGUGGUAGUUUAGUAGUCACAAUCACGUGAUGGCCUCUACAUGAGCACUGAGUUGUAUAAGGGCAGUCAGUGAUGAGGUUCACAUUUUCCGCCCACUUGAAAAUACACAUAACAGUAUGUUUGAGGAUAGUACAUGUGCAUGAAAAUUGAAAUGCUUUUUUUCGAAUAAUGUGUUAAAUUUAACAUUUGCCAGCAGCAAAACUGUUGUUUCUUUUGGAGACCACAAAAAAUCUGUCGCAGUAAAACCACAGACAAUAUAAAAGAAAGGGGUGGAUUUCAACCCUCUCCCCCGGUUUUCAGGGUAAGAUCUGAUUUUUAAAUUAGUGCCUUGCUUAUAUCUUGUUAAAUGCUAAUUCAGUCAAAUAUCUCAAUGUACACAAUUUGGGUUGAUUGUUCUAGGGAGUUUUUAUUUUCUCUUUCAGUAGUGUGAAAAGAACUUCAACAUGUAAUCUGCAUACAUGUCGUACUCACGAAUGGUGUGAUCAAUUAUCAUUGUCUCUUAUGUUAAGGGUACAUGUAUUUUACAUGGUUGACUAGAUAGCUCACAAAAUUGCUGAGACCUGCAUGUAUUUCUUACAUGUAUUCCUGAAAAAUUGUGAGAAUCCAUAUUUUGACAGAACUUCUCUGCCAAGUGUCAGAAAUGUUUUGUGUUGUAAAUAACUAGUUCUAAGCUUUAAAUAUUUUAAAAGUAUUUUUCAAAGUUCCAAUUUAUCAAAAUUUUAAACUCUUAUUACAAUCCUUGCACUGUCAACAUGUGAUCAGGGUUUGUAUUCUUUUUUUUGGUCAAGUCUCAUUAAAAUUCUGGUAAAUAUUUGGAUUUAGCAGAGGGGACAAGACUUCUACAUAAUCAUAUAUGCUUAUUUGUAAUCAUAGUUUGUUCAGACUUAUGGUAUUCAAAACAAUUGCAUCAAAGCAACUCUGGUCUGCAUUACCACAUAUGGUAUGUGCAUUCACUGCCAACAUUGUAAAGUGGCCGUUGUGGGAAGCAGGUUAGCAACUAUAUUUGCAAUAAUGCAAGGUACAUGUACCUGUAAUUAUACAACUCAUCAAGGAAUGUGGGAUGUCAUACAUGUUGCAUAUUUGUCAGUACUGUACGUUCAUGUGCAUCAGGUCAGGUUGAACAGGCUAAACUUACCUGACACACUGAUGACAUAAAUUGAGAUCCAUCAAAAUACAUGUAGAUCCGAACUAUCCGAAGUCACCUCACAAAAAUUAAACAACCCACCCGAAAUCUAAUCAACCUGAAAAAAGCUGAAUGAGAUAAACUGUCCAUCAAUUUAUCCACUUCCUGUGCCUCAACUUACCCUGUUGCUUGUAUGCUUUUGGGAAAACUAUUUUGAGAACUCAAAAAUGUUGCUGUGUAUCUCGGUUACAGGGGCAAAAAAUCAUGCAUCUUGGGCAGUUGGACACGGCAGUAAUAAUGCUCCAUGUGUCCACACUAUUUCGUUUUUUGAGUUUAUUUUGGAUUUUAUAAGCGUGAUCAAGACGGCUUAACUGAGUUGGCCCGACCAGAAAAUCACAGCUGCAACACUCAAACCAUCUAACCUGACCGAAGAAGUCAAACACUGCAGCAUUUCUGUACUUCGGAUAGUCAAAACAAAUGUGAUGAAUUUCCGUGCUCGAGGCAGACUUUGCUUGGCACCUAUUAAUGAUGGACAUUAGCAGUACACACACACGUAACUGUACACUGCAAUUGUAUUGAAGUUCUCCUUGUACUGCAAAGCAUAUUUUUUGUAAUAUGAGCUUGUUUCUGUAAUAUGUGUAUUUGAUGGGAUGUUUAUAUACAGUUUGAUAUUUAUGUGUCGGCAGAUUUUUUGUAAGUUUGGUACUAUGUAGAUGUACUCAUUUUGAGCCCUAUUGAAUAAUAAGCAAGACAAUAAAACCCAAUUAUGUUAUAUUA